ACUGUGGGUGGAUGGGGACAUCGUGUGCAGGGUCCAUCCGUUUGUGUGGACAAUUUGGAUAGAUCAUCAAGCAUGAAUUCUCCUCUCAGAUAUGUUAUCGAGUGGAUCUAAUGGAAGACUUGUGAACUGCCAAUGGAGAACGGGGACAAAAAUCAGGUUGGUGAUGUCAGUUCCAUUACAAUGGCAGAUCAGGAUGAUCCAAGGGAAAACUUGAUUGCAACAGCUGUAAAUUUUCUUCAGAAUCCAAACGUUCAGAGCAGUUCUCUGCCACAAAAAAGGCAUUUUGAAAACCACAAAAAAUCUGUUAUGACACAAGUGUUAGAGGUGCAAGCAGAGAUGAGCAGUACUUUGGUUAAAGUACAGGAGACUUUGCAGGCCAUUCAGACCACAUUAAGGCAGCAGGAGGAGCAAAUUCAGGAGCUGUCUAUCCAAUCAGGAGCCAAGAAGACAGAGGCUAGCUUGAGCAGACUGCAGGAUUCACAGCUGGUAACUGAACUCAAAUCAGAAGUCACUUCUAUCAAAGGUCUUCUGCUCAACAGACGUCAGUUUCCUCCUGCUCCCACGACGACACCAGUACUGCCAUCUUGGCAAAGAUCAGCAGCAAGCCCUGCGGUGACAUCGGGGAAUGUCGGCCCGUCUGGGGACAGUGAGGCCGUAGAGGGCAAGAGUCAUGAGGCUGUGAGUGAUGUGCCAAAUAGUACUGGAGAAAGGAUGAGCAGUGAGCCAGGGGACAGUGGAUUAAGAACGCACAGCGGGUUGAUAACAGCCAGCAAAAACAAUGGGAUGAAGCAGGAGUCACACUUUAAUGUGGAGGAAGAGGAAAGUGAUGAACUAGACCCAGCUAAUCAGAUUUUAGCAGAGCAAAGUUCUGUGCAGCAGGAAGACAGCCAGCCGUCUCCAAGCAGAGAGUUGAGGAAAGAAAAUGGGAUUCUGGUAGAAGACGACUCAACACUGAAAGUCUUGAGCUGAUCUAGGACAUUAAAAAAAAGUUUGUUGGGCGUCACCUGACAGACCCACCAUGUGUUUACUUAUAAGGCUGUGUACAACAACAAAUGAUUUAAAUAUGGUGCAGUUGUGUCUGGAUGUACUGGGAAAAAUUAUGGUUAUAUUUUGUACAUCUACAGGCAUGUUAGCUGUGAGAACUGCAUGUGGAUUGUUUUCAAGUUUAAUUGUGGUGGACAUUGUAGAGCUGUUAAUUUCACAUGGUUCUCAAACAUGAUUUUACAUUUAAUUCUGCAUCAUGGAUAAAAUAAUGCUAGGGAUUUGGAACCUAUGGGGUUGGUUUGGGUGAAGUGAUGCCAGGGAUUUGGAACCUAUGGGGUUGGUUUGGGUGAAGUGAUGCCAGGGAUUUGGUAUCUAUGGGAUUGGUUUGGGUGAAGUGAUGCCAGUGAUUUGGAACAUAUGGGGUAGAAGAAGUUGUAGAUGAUAAGAUAAAUGUAAUCAAUCUGCAGGUCUGUAAGGACAAGACAUUGUGCCAGAGCUUUUUGGAAGUUGUUGUUGGAAAUAUUUGAAAUUAGCACAUGAUUGACAAAACCUUUUACAGCAAUUACUAAUGGCCAUCAAGUAUACAUUGAUUUGGUUUCUUAUAUGCAGAAAAUAAUAGCCGUUAUAUUUUUCCUUGUUCAGUUGUCUACAAAAUCGGUGGGGAUCCACAUGUACUUUGGUAUAUGUAAGUAGAUGUCUUUGUACAGUGUGAGAAUGACAGCUAAUCCUUGAUGACCUGGGUUGGGGUCGGUGGGGUGGGGUGUUAGAGAACUUCACAAACUCAGAAAAUAUAUACAUUCAUGCACAUUUGGAGAAGUUGUUUUAUUUUUCAUUUGUUGGUGGGACAUGGCACGUGGUAAAGUGUAGAAUUUUCAACUCUUGGGACGCAGUUGCCAGUAGGUCAGCAGUUUAGCCUGGGCACUUUUUGGUUUCCUCCUCCGGUAAACAUUCUUGAGCAUUGUAUCAACACCAACCAACCAAAUAAAGAUAAAGUAUAAAUCUGUUCAGUGAGAUUCAAGAAUAAAAGUAGGUAUACAUGGUAUAGUGUUUCUGACUGAUC
Messenger RNA from Liolophura sinensis, 2044 nucleotides. Its product is annotated as peroxisomal membrane protein PEX14-like. The transcript has 7 exons. The record is from RefSeq and is a predicted model, not a curated record. Lineage: Eukaryota; Metazoa; Mollusca; Polyplacophora; Chitonida; Chitonidae. The coding region runs from base 133 to 969 and encodes 278 amino acids. Gene Ontology annotation, cellular component: peroxisomal membrane; peroxisomal importomer complex. Gene Ontology annotation, molecular function: signaling receptor binding. Gene Ontology annotation, biological process: protein import into peroxisome matrix, docking.